Cuscuta europaea is the source of this 1664-nucleotide messenger RNA. The record is from the annotation of a GenBank genome assembly. Lineage: Eukaryota; Viridiplantae; Streptophyta; Magnoliopsida; Solanales; Convolvulaceae.
GAGGGAGUAUAUGCUUAAACUUAUUGUGGUGAACUUUUAAAUAGGUACAAAGUACCACGCAGUAUAAAUUUGUAACUAUAUUCUUUGAUAUUUGGAGCCAAACUCACCUCUUUUGAAACCCCUUCACCUUGACGCGGCUCUAUCAGUUUCGGAUUCAGAGCUGUGAGCUUCGCUCGUACACUUUUUCAUCUGUCUGCGCGAACCGUCUGGGCUCCAUGUGUAACACACGCCUCUGUACGCUUACGUAAUUAUAUAUUGUUUUGAAAGGAAGCUCAAAAACUCGAUAGUUUUUAUUUGUCAACUCAUUCGUUGCCACAUAUGGUGAAUUCUCAGCUAAGUAAUGGGGUGACCGGCAGGGGAACUGGUAAAACCCUUUUGGAUAAACAGCUAGCUGGUGCUACAAAGAAAACUGCUUUAAAAGACUUACAAAAUCAAAAUGGAAGGCAGUUAACUAACCUUGGAGACAGUUCACUACUAUUGGGCACAAAACUUGGAGCAGAUGGAACAAGAGUUUGCGGCAGUAAGAGGCUCACACCCGAGAGCCCUUCAAGUCCCGUUUGCCACAUGUCAUUAGCCAGUAAUGGUGCAAGUGAGCAUAUAAUCAAUGCUCGGAGACGGUUUGAAUUAGAACUAGGUAGGGGAAGAGCCCAAAACGAUUUAGACAAAUAUGUAGAUUUAAUACCUCCAAAGCGUAACGAUGUUCAUCAGAUGCCGAAUCAAUCGAAGGAGAACAAUAUCAGCGAUGCCUCCAUAACUAUGCCCUAUAAUAAUAUCACUUACUCACAGAGUGGAGCACAAGUAUUCCUUUCAGUUGGCAAGUCUAAUACAGCCCCACUGUUUGUGAGAGCUGAUUCUGCUAAUAAGUUUAUCUCAGAUAACUCUCAGUCAGUUGAGUUUAAGGUGGCUGAUGAUCAGCACCGGACAGAACGUUUUGCUCGUCUCCAUAAAUUACUGAAGAAGUGUGAUGGGUCUAGCUAUUGCGAUUACACUCAGAUGCUUCUUCGUCUAUCCCCUAGUGAACUCAGCAGACACGCUGUUGAUCUGGAAAAAAGGGCCAUCCAAUUGGUGAUAGAUGAAGGAAAGGAAAUAAACCGGGGGAAAAUGUUAAAUAUUCUCCGAAAGUCUCCUCCAGAUUCCACACCUUUGCAAACAGCACAACUGCUUCAGCCCAAACAUGAAUAGUUACAGGAAAUUAUUUUACAUCCUGUUAGUGAAAGACUCUUACCUUAUACUUUGUUUAUGACGGGGAAGGGGGACACAAUCCUCCUAGAAAUGCUUUUGGGCAUAAGCAGUGAGAUCAGUUAUAGUCACAUGAAGGGAGUGAGGUUUUGGUUUUUGCAGCACAAGCAAAUUACUCCGGUAGUACAUCUUCUCAGGUUGAAUGUGUGUUUACAUCUUUUCGCUACAUAUUUUUAUUUCCUUUAAUCUCUCUGUUCAGUCCAGUGCCCAGAUGGGAAAGCUAUAAGCUUACUCCCUCACAAUUGUUAGUCAGUGCAAUAAACAUUUACCCUAAUCAUAUUAGACUCAAAUUAUUAGUGUUCUCAUAAAUCGAUACUUAAAUUCACAUUGAUUAUUAUUUUUGCUCUUUAGUUGUGUGGGCAAUACCAUAAACUUCUUGGUAUUAGGCUACUUGUGAUUUAAAGGGAUUGAUAGUGAGAUUUUGA